AUGCCUACCCCUACCAUCGACCCCGUUCUCGACAGUCCGCCUUAUGUUCAUUCCAAGUCGGCCAACGGAAGCCCGAGUUCACACCCAUCAUCGCCACGGGCUCAGUCUGCAUGGAAAUCUGUCUUCCGUUUUCCCAACUCUUCCUCCAAGAAGCUGCAGUCCACAGGCUCUCCUGUUAUCGUAGAGACACAACCGCUUCCCAUUUCAACCCAGAGCGGUGUCACCCACAUACCCGUUGCCUCGUCUGCUUCUCUCAACCCAGCCUAUCUUUCUGACCAGCGAUCGUCCUACAACUCAUCCAACACACAGUCAAGCGAUUCUAAUGGUGGUCUAGCUUCUCCACGGAAUCUCUACAUGACCCCACGCAGCACUUCCUAUUCGUACCACACACAGCCAAAAUCAACUGACGCUCUUUCUGUUGGAACUCCUAGCCGGCAAAGACAGCACACCAAAUCAGAACGGGCCCGGCCCACGCUGACGAAGCUCCAGGCAUCCUCUUCUCGAGCGCCCCCAUUGACUGCAGACCCCUCCCAGACCUCUUUUCUCCCGACGCCGCCAACGCCAUCAAAACCACGGACAAAUGGACCCCUGAGCCCACGGUCUGUCAGCGCAUCAGCAUCUCGGUUUAUUCGUCGCGUGGCAUCAGCACCGAACGCAAAGGGGCUCUUCUCGAUGGGUGGUUCAAAGUCAGCGACGACGAAGAAUGGCUUUUUGGCACCGGCAGACACCCUACCUCCGAUCCCACCACUGAUGUCUAGUUCGCUUGAGCAAGGACAGGAUUCAUUAGAGACCGUUUCAUCAGGUUCGUCGCGCGGUCGGAUAUCACGGCCCACACCGUCUUCGGGUUCGUUGAACGUUGUUGCUGCUGCUCACGGUCUGCCGCCUGUGCCUGGGAAAGUCGCGUUCCGCCGGACAUAUUCAAGCAAUUCUAUAAAGGUCCGACAGUCUGAAGGCUAUCUGUACUUCUGUAUGGAAUACUGCAUGGGAGGGGAGUUCUUCCGUGCGUUGCAGACACGGCCAGGUAAAUGCCUUUCAGAAGAUGGGUCGCGGUUUUAUGCCGCGGAGGUCGUGGCCGCACUUGAAUAUCUACAUCUAAUGGGAUUUAUCUAUCGCGAUCUAAAACCUGAAAAUAUUCUACUACACGAAUCUGGACACAUAAUGUUGUCGGACUUUGACCUGGCGAAGCAGUCUACUGAUCCCAGCAAUAUGCCCACAAUGGUGCACUCUGAGACGAACGGGAUCCCACUGGUAGACACGAUGACGUGCACGGCGAAUUUUCGAACCAACUCAUUUGUGGGGACUGAAGAGUACAUUGCACCGGAAGUGAUUGCUGCACAGGGCCACACUGCAGCGGUGGACUGGUGGACGCUUGGUAUCUUGAUAUAUGAGAUGAUUUACGCGACAACGCCCUUUAAAGGGCAGGAGCGUCAAGAUACGUUCCAUAAUAUCCGCUAUCAGACGGUGCAGUUCCGCGACACACCGAAAUUUUCAUCGGCAGGAAAAGACUGCGUGGCGCGACUGCUGGACAAGUCUGAACGGACACGACUUGGGAGCAAGAGCGGUGCGAGCGAGGUGAAGCAACACAAAUGGUUUGCAAAGACGAACUGGGGAUUGCUACGGAACACACGACCACCUAUAAUCCCGUCGAAAUCCAACGGACUGCUGGCGAUGAACGGACGACAGCUGAAAGAGUCGCACUCGCUGCAUUUGGAGGAACAGGUGGUGGCGGGGAGUGCCGGAGGAGGGCCGGGGGAGAGUGACAGUGACUUGUUUGGUGCAUUCUCGAGCGUGACGCUGCACUAUGAUGUGAACUAG
Molecule: messenger RNA, 1815 nt
Organism: Psilocybe cubensis
Lineage: Eukaryota; Fungi; Basidiomycota; Agaricomycetes; Agaricales; Agrocybaceae
Exons: 8
Coding region: 1-1815 (604 amino acids)
Biological process (GO): protein phosphorylation
Cellular component (GO): plasma membrane; cytoplasm; nucleus
Molecular function (GO): protein serine/threonine kinase activity; ATP binding
Source: RefSeq, a predicted model, not a curated record